GACUGGGGAAUGGUCCGAAUGUGGACAAUGAAGCAUGAAGCGUAAUACAUCAUGAUGGAUUCCGAAAAAAAACUUAAAUUAAAGAGUUUGGGUCAAUGGUCUUGUUCCGCAACUAUGAUUUUGUUCUAUAUAAUGUCACCCACUAUAAUCGUGCUGCAUGUCUGUAACAGUAGGAGAACAAAAUAAAUCUUCAAUUCUGGAGGUCUGAACUGUCAAUCUUGGUGUUACUAAACAAAAUGGGUAGUGAUGAGUCUCAGAAAGCUUUGGACACCAUCUUUUCUUUUGUUCCCACCCUUGUUCUGAAAUCUGCCCUGCUGCUGAAAAUACCAGACAUUAUAGCAAGAGAAGGGCCUGAAGCAUCUCUUUCUCUCCAUGAAAUCGCUGCCCUCCUUCCCACCCAAACUCCUAAUCUCCAUUACCUCUCUCGCAUCCUCACUUAUCUCUCUGCCAAGGGAAUUUUCAUUCAAUCUCAGGCCAACAAUGAGCCCUCUUAUGCUCUCACUAACACUGCAAAACUUUUCUUUGUGAAUGAGAAGAAUCCCUUCAGUCUUGUUCCUGUGGCUCUCAUGCAAUCUGAUGAGGUUUUGCAGAAGUCAUGGCACUAUCUCCAUGAAAGUGUGCUUCACGGUUGUCAAGCUUUCGAGAAGGCCCAUGGGAAAGACCUGUGGAGCUAUGGGAAGGACGACCCCCACGUCAACAACAUUGUCAAUGAUUGCAUGGCCUCAUUUACAAUGAUGGGGAUGGCCCAGAUUGUGAAUUGCUAUGAGGGGUUUAGGGAGGUGCAGAGCAUGGUCGAUGUGGGUGGAGGAAAAGGAACUGCCUUGGGGCAGAUUGUGAAGGCAUAUCCACACAUUCAAGGGAUUAACUUUGAUCUUCCUCAUGUUGUUGCAACUGCUCCAUCUAUUCCCGGAAUUCAACAUGUGGGGGGCAAUAUGUUCGAGAGCAUACCCUCUGCAGGCGCCAUUUUUAUCAAGAAAGUCUUGAUCGACUGGGACGAUGAGAGCUGCUCCAAGAUAUUUGAAAACUGUUACAAGGCUUUGCCUGAAAACGGCAGGCUUAUAUUAGCAGAAGAUGUGGUGCAAAACCACUCUACAGCAAGUGAAUCUCUUGAAAUGGUUGCCGAUCUAAUCAUGAUGGCGCAUGCAAAUGGGGGAAGAGAGAGAAGCGAGGAGGAGUGGAAGAAAAUGCUUCACAAUUCUGGCUUCCCUCUGGUUAAAGUAGUGGGGCUGCCUGGAAUAUUUACAAAGUUGAAGAUUGUGGAAGCUAUAAAGAUGAAAACAGAGUAAUUUAAAAGUUUUAAACAUCUGGGCACAAUUCAGUGUUCUAAAUACCGAUAAAAAAAUUUCUAAUCCAUCAUAUCGGUGUAUCUUCUUUGACUGUACUUAAUCUAAAAAUA
Molecule: messenger RNA, 1396 nt
Organism: Cryptomeria japonica (Japanese cedar)
Lineage: Eukaryota; Viridiplantae; Streptophyta; Pinopsida; Cupressales; Cupressaceae
Product: (R,S)-reticuline 7-O-methyltransferase
Exons: 3
Coding region: 237-1286 (349 amino acids)
Biological process (GO): methylation
Molecular function (GO): protein dimerization activity; O-methyltransferase activity; S-adenosylmethionine-dependent methyltransferase activity
Source: RefSeq, a predicted model, not a curated record